Salarias fasciatus (jewelled blenny) is the source of this 1422-nucleotide messenger RNA. RefSeq names its product kelch repeat and BTB domain containing 13b (gene kbtbd13b). Bases 1 to 1422 code for a protein of 473 amino acids. Lineage: Eukaryota; Metazoa; Chordata; Actinopteri; Blenniiformes; Blenniidae. Gene Ontology annotation, molecular function: protein binding. The record is from RefSeq and is a predicted model, not a curated record. The transcript has a single exon.
AUGUCAGAGCACGGCGGUGAGACAAAGGACGGCGGCAGCUCUGGCGGCGAGAGGUAUCCGCCGUUUUCUGCCUCAGAUAAAUUAACCAUCGUGGUCGGGGACACUCACUUCUCAGAGGAAAAAAAACUACUGGUCCAGAGCUGUGACUACUUCCAAGCUCUGUAUCGAUCGGGGAUGAAGGAGUGUCAGCAGGACGAGAUCCACCUCAAGUCUCUGCGCGCUCGAGGCUUCCUCAUCGCCUUGGCGGUUUUACGGGGCGAGAUACCGAUCCUGGACGAGGACGACAUCGUGGAAGCCAUUGAAUGUGCUGCGUUUCUGCUGGUGACACCGCUCACCAAGUAUCUUAUCGACCGUAUUGAUGGCGAUAACUGUUUGCUGAUGUGCCACACCGCGGCGACCUUCGGCCUCAUGCAGCUGCAGCACGCCGCCGCGCUGUUCAUCAGAGACAUGUACGAUGACCUGAAGGCAGAUGUCAGGAACGCCUUGCCGUCGGACCUGAUUGCUUACAUAGAGGCUUUGACUCCUCAGAUACUCGUGGCUGUGGGGGCCCAUGUGACCUGCGGCGUGGAUGAGACGGUGCACGCUGCCUCCAGGACGGUCUGCUGCCUGGAUGAAACCAGCAAUGGCUGGAACGUACUGACAGAUCUUCCACUAGAGGCCAGCACCUCCAUGGCUGGUGUGACGGUUCUGGACAACAAACUGUACGUCGUCGGAGGCGUUCACGGAGUCCAGAAACAAGUGGUGGACGCCUGUUUCUGUUACAGCCCUGAAAAUAACAGCUGGUGCAGGAUCGCCGGUCCGGCACAGCUGCGCUACAAUCUCAGCCUGGUGGGCGUAGACAGCUGUCUGUACGCCAUCGGAGGAGAGUACGAGCGAACGGUCAUGUCAUCUGUGGAAAUAUACAACACAAAAACUGACAGGUGGACGUUUGCCGCUCACUUGCCGCGGCCGGCGGCAGGAGCAGCUAGCACCAAAACCAUGAGCAGGAUAUUUGUGUGUUUGUGGAAGCCAAUGGAAACCUCAGAGAUUUAUGAGUACAUGUCAGGAAAUGACGAGUGGCGGCUCGUGACCACGCUGAUCAGACACCAGAGUUACGGCCACUGCAUGGUCGGGCACAGGGACGACCUGUACGUCAUGAGAAACGGCCCGUCGGACGACUUCCUCAGGUGUCUGAUGGACUGUUACAACCUGACAACGGGCCAGUGGUCGUCGCUGCCGGGACAUUUCGCCAACAGCAAAGGCUCACUGUUCACGGCCGUGGCGAGGGGCGACUCUGUGUUUACGCUCAACAGAAGCAUGACUCUGGAGUACGUGGUCCACCAGAGGAACUGGAAGCCCAGGAGACAGAUGAAGGGUUUCCCAAGGAGCGGCUCUGUGUGGACGUUUCUGCUCCGACUGCCGGGCCCUCUCAUGGCACCCUGA